UCUGUCGUUAAACUCUCGCCGAAGGAAUAAGCGUCUCUCUCCUGCCACCCGCGCGGUCCGGGAGCGUGAGGGCUGUGCCACUCUUUGCGGGCACGUGCACGCUCCUCGCGCCCCCCUCUCUCUCUCCCUGGUGCUGAUGCUGAGACUACAACAUCUCUACAGCACCACUAACUGGAUUCUAAACUGAACAUUUGCGAUUAAAUUGGGAUUUUAACGACAACUCGGGAUCCGUUUUCUUUGUGCUUCAUGAAGGAGGGUGUUUUUUUCUUUGUUUGUUUGUUUUCUGGUGGAGUGACAUGGCUGAAAAAGCCAAAAUAAGCGGAUGAGGAUUUUCUGUGAAAAGAACAGCAACUGCGACGACAUUCCAGAGCCAACAGGCAUGGUUUUUAAAUAGGAGCAAAAACAAUCAAUCAUUCCACCUGCAUGAGCUUUGGGGGGCCUAAUCUGACAGUUUUUUUGAAGUGAAGAAAAACAAAAUCUUAAAUAGAAAUGGCUCAUUUAAUACGACACAAGAUCUCCAAUAAACUGACCAAUGCGGCCCACACGGUGUCCAACAAAUCCCAGGCCAAGGUCAGCGGGGUAUUCGCCCGGCUGGGCUUCCAGGCCGCCACCGAUGAGGAAGGUCUGGGCUUCGCAGAGUGCGACGAUCUGGACUAUGACUACAGGCAAGGGAUGCAGAUGGAUGUCCUUCGAGGGGAAGAAGAGGAAGGAGGAGACAUGGAGGGAGAGGGGGAGCUGGAGGGGGACACCCGCUACCAGAGGGAUGGUACCGGCCCGAGGCAGUCCACCCUGAAGAGCGGCGGCUCUCUGGAGGAGGACAAACCAAAAAUCACGUCAUGGGAAGCUGGAUGGAACGUCACCAAUGCCAUUCAGGGCAUGUUCGUCCUCGGCCUGCCGUACGCCAUCCUCCACGGUGGAUACCUCGGCCUCUUCCUCAUUAUCUUCGCCGCGGUGGUGUGCUGCUACACGGGCAAAAUCCUCAUCGCCUGCCUGUACGAGGAGAACGAGGACGGCAUAAAGGUGCGCGUCAGAGACUCCUACGUGGACAUCGCCAACGCCUGCUGCGCUCCCCGCUUCCCCGCGCUGGGCGGCCACGUUGUGAACGUGGCCCAGAUCAUCGAGCUGGUCAUGACGUGUAUCCUGUACGUGGUGGUCAGCGGGAACCUGAUGUACAACAGCUUCCCCAGCUUCCCCGUCUCCCAGAAGGCCUGGUCGGUGCUGGCCACGGCGGCGCUGCUUCCCUGCGCGUUCCUGAAGAACCUCAAGGCGGUCUCCAAGUUCAGCCUGCUGUGCACGCUGGCGCACUUCGUCAUCAACAUCCUCGUGAUCGCCUACUGUCUGUCCAGGGCGCGCGAGUGGGCGUGGGAGAAGGUCAAGUUCUACAUCGAUGUGAAGAAAUUCCCUAUUUCCAUCGGCAUCAUUGUGUUCAGCUACACAUCUCAGAUCUUUCUUCCCUCCCUGGAGGGGAACAUGCAGAAGCCCAGUGAGUUCCACUGCAUGAUGGAUUGGACCCACAUUUCAGCCUGUGUCCUUAAGGGCCUCUUCGCCCUGGUGGCCUACCUAACCUGGGCAGACGCCACCAAAGAGGUCAUCACAGAUAAUCUACCCUCCACCAUCCGGGCUGUGGUCAACCUCUUCCUUGUGGCCAAGGCGCUCCUGUCCUACCCUCUGCCAUUCUUUGCAGCUGUAGAAGUUCUGGAGAAGUCAAUGUUCCAAGAUGGUGGCAGGGCCCUCUUUCCUGACUGCUACGGCCCCGGUGGGCAGCUAAAAACCUGGGGUCUUGGCUUAAGAGUAGGCCUGGUUGUCUUUACCCUGCUCAUGGCUGUCUUUGUCCCCCAUUUUGCCCUGCUGAUGGGUCUAACUGGAAGCUUGACCGGUGCAGGCCUGUGCUUCCUCUUACCGAGCCUCUUCCACCUAAAGCUCCAGUGGAGAAACCUCCUGUGGCACCACGUUUUCUUUGAUGUUUCCAUUUUUGUUAUCGGGGGCAUAUGUGCCAUAUCAGGCUUUAUCCACUCCAUCGAAGGCCUCAUAGAGGCCUACAAGUACGACAUCCAUGACUGAGAGCCUCAUUGACCAUCUGACAUUAAAAUGGAGAAUAAUUUGUGUGAAAUGUAUAUCUUUUUAUGUUUGCCUUAGUGAUAAUGUGCAAUAAUGAACUCUAUCCAACGAUUAGGCACAACAUUAUGACCACUGAGAGGUAAUUUAGUGGUAGAUGGGAUAUUUUUUGAGUGAACAUGAAAUGGGUUUAAAAUUUGUAAAAUGAGGAAGCGUUGGAAUCUGAGCAAGUUUGACAAAGGCAAGUGGAUUAAAACUUAACUGCAGCUCUUGUGGGGCGUUUCCCACCUUCAGUUCCAGUUUUUCAUAUCGUCCAUACUGAUUGUUGCCAGAGGGUUAAACAGAUGAGUCCCAUGUAUAUCAGAUUGAUGAAAAAGGUAAGCUAGUUACUCUAUGUUGUAUACCCAAUCAGAACUGGGCCACAGAGCAGUGGAAGAAGGUCGGCUGGUUUGACAAAUCUUAAUUUCUUUUAUAUCUGCUGGACAGAAAAGUUUGAAGCCUAGCAAUGGGAGACUUUGUACCAGUUUGCACUGGUUCUCACACUCACACUAGUUUUUUAACAAAUCACUACAGGAAAAGUAAAUGUUUAAAAAAAAAUUAACAUUGUGCCAAAAAUAAAACUGACUCAAAAUCCAACAUGGCUGCCAAGUGUUUCAAACAGGAAUAAUGGUGUGAUAAUAAUUUCUUUAUGAACAUCCCUGACAGCCUGUGUGUCAUUUGAUAUUAUCUGCAAGUAAAGGACUAUUCCACCUUUUUAUAACAUUUUCCUUUAGGGAUUUAAUGCCUGUCAUGAAGGAACAUAGGAUCUUAGUCUGUGUUGGUAAUUUCAAGUGGCAAGGCUGGCUAUAGAAUAGAAUAGAAUAGAAUAGAAUAGAAUAGAAUAGAAUAGAAUAGAAAAUUCCUUUCUUGUCCCACAAUGGGGAAAAUCUGCUGUUUACAGCAGCAAAAAGAUUAUAGAAAAAAAUGGUCACACAAAUAUGGACCUUAGAAAAAUGUUUAAGAAUACCAUAAUACUGAAGAGUUAUAAGAUAAACAAUAAAAUAAUCUACUGUUAAGUGUUUUAACAAUAUAAAUCUGUGCACCUGGAGAAUAAAUAACCAAUACAAAGGAGAUUUUUACAGUAAUGGAUAUUUGAAAAUAGCAGCAACAUCAGAGACGUGCAAAAUGACAGCCGCAUGUUAAAUAACUGACUAAGAUAGAAAGCGUGCAAAAAUCAGCAUAACUGUAACAACUUAUUGAGUUAUUGGGAACAUUGGUGGUCAUAGUCUUACAGCUGCUGGGAGGAAGGAUCUGUCAUAACGCUCCCUGGCGCUAACUACGAUUAGCAGAUUCUAGUGAUUUUCUUGAAACCCUAAUAUAGCUAACUUGGGUUUGUUGUUUUUCCUCACACUGAAUUCUGACUUCAGAUGGAAAUUAAACAUCAUCAAUGUAGGUGGAGUAACUUGCACUUUUCCCCUAACAAUCAUUGUCUGAUUCCUCUGGAAGGCAAAGAUCAUUGAGCUAUUACUAUUGUUUGGAUUUAUAAGCUUGGCAUUAAAAUUUUUCUAGGUAUUUAAUUUACUAUCAGUUAAUGCUAAAAUGCUCUAAAGCCUUACCAUCAGUUGUGCUCAUACCACAGUUUGAUAAGUCUGAUGCAAUAAAAAAGACUAAUUUCACAAACAGUGUGUUGUUUUAGACAAUUUCAUACUUAAAAGCUUUAGGUCCCUUCAUCUAUACCAUAGAGACCUCCAAACUGCGACUAUAUGGAGAUACUACAGCUCACAUUCAGGGGUCCAGGUGGUCAUAAUGUUAUACCUUAUCAGUGCUGUGUAAAGUAGUUUGCUCAUUCCAGGAAAAGUGUGUUAUUCAGUGGACUGAGGAGAAACAUUCUCCGCACCUGAAGAGGGCAUUAAAAACUCUGUCCUUGUGUAUAUCUUUAUGCAAAGAUUCAGUGAAACAUGUCAGUGUGUGUAUGUGUUUAAUCUGAGGAAUGAAAUAUAUGGAAAACAAUGAAAUUAAUAUGUUAUUGUUGUUUUUUUUUUUUUUUAACUGCCAUAGGUAUCAAUAACCAGAGAAAACACCAGGCAGCCAUCAGAUCAGAUGGUGCUCUAUAAACCAUGAAUAUCUUCUGUGUAGUGGUCUGAACAGAGAGAAUACUUCUCUGUUGGGAUUUGUAGUUUCUUUUUUUUUAUUUAACGUUCUAAUGCCGGUUGAAGUACUUGUUUGUUUCCUCUGUGUUUUUAAGUGUCAUUUUGGAUGGAGUGAAUUCAAGUGCAAGCAAGUGGAUCCUAAUUGUCUUACAUAAAACAAAUAAAAAAAUGUGUCUGAUAAUAUUCUGUUCCUAUUGAACGUGUUCAUUGUGAAUUAAUGGAACUUAUCAUGGUGUGUGAGAUAAAGAGUAUUGGUUGACUUAACAGAUAAAUAAACCCAAUAUUUUAUGGCUGGUG
Molecule: messenger RNA, 4481 nt
Organism: Cyprinodon tularosa
Lineage: Eukaryota; Metazoa; Chordata; Actinopteri; Cyprinodontiformes; Cyprinodontidae
Product: vesicular inhibitory amino acid transporter-like
Exons: 2
Coding region: 490-2061 (523 amino acids)
Biological process (GO): amino acid transmembrane transport
Cellular component (GO): vacuolar membrane
Molecular function (GO): amino acid transmembrane transporter activity
Source: RefSeq, a predicted model, not a curated record